Molecule: messenger RNA, 2110 nt
Organism: Rhinopithecus roxellana (golden snub-nosed monkey)
Lineage: Eukaryota; Metazoa; Chordata; Mammalia; Primates; Cercopithecidae
Gene: ZDHHC1
Product: zinc finger DHHC-type containing 1
Exons: 13
Coding region: 477-1919 (480 amino acids)
Biological process (GO): peptidyl-L-cysteine S-palmitoylation; protein targeting to membrane
Cellular component (GO): endoplasmic reticulum; Golgi apparatus
Molecular function (GO): protein-cysteine S-palmitoyltransferase activity
Source: RefSeq, a predicted model, not a curated record
CCCAGCGCCGGACGAGGCCCAGCCAGUCUGGGCCUGGCCUGGCCGCCCCGCAAGCCUGCUGGAACCGGAGCCGAAGCCAGAGCCAGAGCCCGAGGACUCGCCGGCCCAGUCUCCGUCCGGGAUGGGGCCCCGCUCCCGGGCGCGUUGCCGCCCAGUCCCGGGGACCGUCCCUACCGCGAGGGUCUGAAGCGCGGCUGUCCCGGGGAGGGUGGAAGGCCAGGCGUGGGGCCUGAACCUCUGGCUGACCUUGGCAGGGCCCAUCUGGCACGGCCGCCGCGGCGCGCAGCCUCAAACAAGUGCUCGCUUCCUGGACCAAGGGAGUAUCCUGAUUUGGAGUCAGAGGCAUCCCCAAGGCUGUAUGUGGCGGGUGCCUGGCUGCAGAUGGUGACUUCUCCUGCCUCAGGAGUCCGGGAUACAGCAGCGCUGGGGAUGUUUUCAAGUCAGCAAACAUUUACUGAGGAUCUACUGUGUACAAGAUGAACAUCUGCAACAAGCCCUCCAACAAGACUGCCCCUGAGAAGAGUGUGUGGACAGCGCCGCCGGCACAGCCCAGCGGACCCUCCCCUGAGCUGCAGGGCCAGCGAUCCCGCCGGAAUGGGUGGAGCUGGCCCCCUCACCCGCUCCAGAUUGUGGCCUGGCUGCUGUACCUUUUCUUUGCUGUGAUCGGCUUUGGGGUCCUUGUUCCCCUCCUGCCUCACCACUGGGUGCCUGCUGGCUACGCUUGCAUGGGCGCCAUCUUUGCCGGCCACCUUGUGGUGCACCUGACCGCUGUCUCCAUCGAUCCAGCAGAUGCCAACGUGCGGGAUAAGAGCUAUGCAGGGCCCCUGCCCAUCUUCAACCGAAGCCAGCACGCACAUGUCAUUGAAGACCUGCACUGCAACUUGUGCGACGUGGAUGUGAGCGCUCGCUCCAAGCACUGCAGCGCCUGCAACAAGUGCGUGUGCGGUUUCGACCAUCACUGCAAGUGGCUCAACAACUGUGUGGGCGAGCGGAACUACCGGCUCUUUCUACAUAGUGUUGCAUCCGCUUUCCUGGGUGUCCUGCUCCUGGUGCUGGUGGCCACAUAUGUCUUUGUGGAGUUCUUUGUCAACCCCAUGCGGCUGCGCACCAACCGACACUUUGAAGUGCUGAAGAAUCACACGGAUGUGUGGUUCGUGUUCCUGCCCGCUGCCCCCGUGGAGACCCAGGCUCCUGCCAUCCUGGCCUUGGCUGCCUUGCUCAUCCUUCUGGGCCUGCUGUCCAUAGCCCUCUUGGGGCACCUGCUCUGCUUCCACAUUUAUCUCAUGUGGCACAAGCUCACCACCUAUGAGUACAUCGUGCAGCACCGCCCACCACAGGAGGCCAAGGGGGUUCACAGGGAGCUUGAGUCAUGUCCUCCCAAGAUGCGGCCCAUUCAGGAGAUGGAGUUCUACAUGCGGACCUUCAGCCAUGUGCGCCCAGAGCCCCCUGGACAGGCCAGGCCAGCAGCAGUGAAUGCCAACCCCUCCCAGUUUCUUGCCACCCGUGGCCAAGCGGAACCUCCACCACCCUCUUCCCCAGACACUCUCGCCCUGCCUCCCCGGAUCCGACCCCAGAAAAAGAGGAAGAGGCGCGUGUAUAAAGUGCAGACGUCUGAAACCUCGGAUCGGGCGUCGGGGCCCAGGACUCCCGGCCGCCGCUCCAGCUCGUCGACGGAUUCCGCGGGCGCCAGCCCUGUGCACGCUGCUGGCCCUGCUGGCGCCUACCACUCGGCGUCGGCAGAGUCCAUGGACGAGAUACCAGUGGCGCAGACGCGCCUGGGCAGCGCCGCUCUGGCCGCCCCACGUGGCCAGGGCCGAGAGCCCACGCUGGCGCUGCAGGCGCGUGCGCCCGCCGUUUUCGUGAGUCCGAGUAGCGGCGAGCCCGGGGCGCCGGGCGGGCGGGAGGCUGGUCUGGCUUAGCUGGGCCGAGAGGCCGGAGGGCCGAGUUGGAGCGGCCGGCCCGACUCUCUAUGCAACACCCCAUCCUUGCCGCACCGAGUGCACUUUAGGGGCCCCUACGGCCGGCGGGAUCGGCCUCCCUCCCCCACGACUCAGCAAUACCCGCCCCACCGGCUGUGAUGCUCCAAUAAACUUUUUUAUGCUUUUGCGGA